Messenger RNA from Tupaia belangeri chinensis (Chinese tree shrew), 1257 nucleotides. RefSeq names its product BCL2 interacting protein 1 (gene BNIP1). Gene Ontology annotation, molecular function: SNAP receptor activity. Lineage: Eukaryota; Metazoa; Chordata; Mammalia; Scandentia; Tupaiidae. The record is from RefSeq and is a predicted model, not a curated record. Gene Ontology annotation, cellular component: SNARE complex; endoplasmic reticulum. Gene Ontology annotation, biological process: retrograde vesicle-mediated transport, Golgi to endoplasmic reticulum. The coding region runs from base 68 to 880 and encodes 270 amino acids. The transcript is spliced from 8 exons.
GGAGGAGGCGGAGCCAAAACGCGUUUAAACUUGGGCACCGCCGCUGCUCGUAGCCGGCGUCUCCAACAUGGCGGCCCCCCAGGAUGUCCACGUCCGGAUCUGUAACCAAGAGAUCGUCAAAUUCGAUCUGGAGGUGAAGGCGCUUAUCCAGGAUAUCCGUGAUUGUUCGGGACCCUUGAGCGCACUAACAGAACUGAACACUAAAGUGAAAGAGAAGUUUCAGCAGUUACGGCACAGAAUACAGCCAAUUGUCAAAGAACAUUUAUUUAGACUGCUUAUUUUUUAUUUUUUAAAGCUAACUUAUUCCCUUAAAAUCCUUUCUUCAACUCAGCAUAGCUUCACCUCUCCAGCCACACCUGCUACUUACAAUGAGCUUGAGCAGUUGGCUAAAGAGCAAGACAAAGAGUCAGAGAAGCAACUUUUACUCCAAGAAGUGGAGAAUCACAAGAAGCAGAUGCUCAGCAAUCAGACCUCGUGGAGGAAAGCCAAUCUCACCUGCAAAAUCGCAAUCGACAAUCUGGAGAAAGCGGAACUUCUCCGGGGAGGAGAUCCCCUCAGGCAAAGAAAAAGCACCAAAGAGAGCCUGGCCCAGACGUCCAGCACCAUCACGGAGAGCCUGAUGGGGAUCAGCAGGGUGAUGUCCCAGCAGGUGCAGCAGAGCGAGGAGGCCAUGCAGACGCUAGUCAAUUCAUCACGGACAAUCCUGGACGCAAAUGAAGAAUUUAAGUCCAUGUCGGGGACUAUCCAGCUGGGUCGGAAGCUCAUCACCAAGUACAACCGCCGAGAGCUGACGGACAAGCUUCUCAUCUUCCUCGCCCUGGCCCUGUUUCUUGCUACGGUCCUUUAUAUUGUGAAAAAGCGACUCUUCCCGUUUUUGUAAGACCCAGGAGUUGGCAGCUUUGGCCCCCUCAGCUCCGGAUUCAGGAUCCGUCCAUGCUCCAGCCCAGCAGGCAGGGUGGAAGCACGGCCCCCAGUGCUGCAGCGGCUGGCUUGUGGAGAGGGACAGAGCGCCGGGAAGGAGGCCCGUCACUGGGGCGCCGAGGGGACACAGGGACUGUAGCUCAGGCGGGGUGCACCGGAGCCGCUACCUGGGGAGCACUCAGAGUCCAGCCUCUCAGAUUCGUCUCUCCCCUCCCUCCCCUCCUGGCCUUGAGAGCCAGGCCUGGUUGGGGAAGAUGAGGACGCAUGGCCAGUCUUUGACUCAACCUAAUCCUGUUCAAUAGAACGCAGUGCACUUGGUCUACAGUGCAUGCUGGG